AUGACAAACCAGGGUGAGAAUCGGUCGCAGGGUUCGCAAUCGGGUCAGGAUGUGUCUCAAUCAGGAAAUGAGAGUAACUCUUCUGAUGAUACGUACAUGCCAUCUGAGGAGGAAGGGUCUUGGUAUGAAUUCAUGCUGGAAUCCGCUAGUGACUCGGAUAGUAUGAACUAUUGGCACUACGGACCUUGGGAAGUGCUAAUGCAACCAUACUACUCAUCUUCAGAAAGCACCGAAGCGCCAAAUGGGUACGAAUAUCACAACUCGUCAUCGCAACAACCACCAAAUGAAGUCUCUAACGGUCAUCAACAACCAAAUCCACCUGCCGGACAACAAACUAAUGGAGCGAACAACUCUCAAGGAAGCCGAUCAGCAGAACAACCCAGUCCAAAUGAGCAACAACCUCUUGAUCCAACCCUCACAAUGGUUCACAACCUACUGUCUCAAGUCUUACGAAGCCAAGAUCCCGACGAAGCCGACACAUGGAUGCAACGCUUGGAUAAGAAUUUUGCAGCAACAAGAUGUCCAACCAAGUUCAAGAAGGAUGUAACAGUCUACUACUUGGAAAAGGAAGCACUAGGAUGGUGGAAUAGUGUGGAUAGGCAAACCAACCACGCUAUCAUCACAUGGGAAGCCUUCCAGAAAGAAUUCAGGAGGAAAUACUUUCCUUUGGAAGCAAGAGAUCGCUACAAGAAAACACCCGAUUUGACACGUCAAGAAUGGUGGCAAAGCAGUCACAAAGUAGAAUUUCGCAAAUUAGUUAUCUUGGAGGAGGGCCAUGAUAACUCAACUAUAUACCAAGGGAUACGUCCGAGCAACGGCGUGUCUCUGGUAUCAGCGAUGCGAGUGAAACAGCACUUGAUAGAGGGGAGCGCCUAUCUUGUUGCUAUAAGUGUGGUUGAAGAGAAAACUUCAAGCGAAGAGAAGAUCGAAGAGAUAUCAAUUGUCAACGAAUUUGAAGACGUGUUUAAGUCAUUAACGGAGUUACCACCACCUCGGAGUAACCUGUUCACAAUAAACUUAAUACCAAGAGCAGCACCAAUCGCGUAG
Messenger RNA from Microthlaspi erraticum, 1047 nucleotides. Lineage: Eukaryota; Viridiplantae; Streptophyta; Magnoliopsida; Brassicales; Brassicaceae. The record is from the annotation of a GenBank genome assembly.